UUAUCAAGAUCCACAAGGUGGUCUCAGCAUCCAGACAUGACACUUCACAUGGCAAAAUGCAUAAGGGAUUUGUACUGCCAAGAGCAUGCUGAAAUAAAAAAUUGUCAACAAGAUGUUCAAAUUUUUGCCACAGACAUCUGGAAAUCUUUGAACUACAGACCAGUGCAGAGGAUGUACAACCCUAGUAUUGACCUGAAUCAUGAAGGGAAGCAAUCCUGGGAUCCUUUCAUGGAAAGCCUUCAGCUUCUUUUACCAGUGAUCUCUCACCACCACAGAUUCCAACAUUCCCCAAGCCUCUCCAGCACAGAGUUCAUGCUUUUUGGGGACUUCAAAGAUAUGGAGAGCACUUAUUUGCUACACACCAGCAUACAGUCAGCAAAACUGACCAUCAUCCAAGGCCACAUCAAAGCCCAAAGAGUCAACAGAAAAGGAAGCACAGAGUUCAACCUCCAAAUUGGGACCAACCACACCACAAUGCACAUGGGGCAACAAACCUUCAUCCAAGUGACAUCCCCAACAGCCAUUUUUGGCAUCACUACCUACAAGUCACCACCUCCUGAACAAACAGAUUCACAGGACCAGGUUUCAGGUUGGGCAAAGCUGUGGGAAAACUACCUCAGUGCCAUGGACUUGUUGGCAAGGGCUGUGGAUCACAUCUUCUAUGGACUCAACUUUGAGGGAGACAUUGAGAAGAUCAGAAAAAUUGUAUUCAAAAGACACUUCUUUGAGCUGCACUGA
This is a messenger RNA of Notodromas monacha, 738 nucleotides long. Lineage: Eukaryota; Metazoa; Arthropoda; Ostracoda; Podocopida; Cyprididae. The record is from the annotation of a GenBank genome assembly.